UUGUAAUCUUUGUAGUUGAGCUUAAGAUCGGCUACUCUGUUCUUGAGUCAUCAAAGUGUUUCUCUAUCGCAGGAAUUAGGGUUUUUGGUCUGCUUCGAUGGAUAUGGAUCAAGAGAUAGGUCAAAAUUCUCCUAGAUUUGAUGGUGCAUCAGUGACAAUGAGUAAUAACAAGGAGACUGAACCAGUCAUGGUUGAGAAAGACGAUUUUAGGGAAAACGGAUUCAACAGAGAUGGUGAUGGUGAUCAUGUGAAGGUCAAUGGCAAUGGAAGCUCCUUCACUCCCGGGGAAACUGAUUUGAAUCAACUCCCGGCGAUUCCGCCGGUUACUAGUGGUCAAGGCUUGCCGUUUGCACCUGUCGAUUUCCCGAGCCCCGGCGAUGUUUGGACUUGGAGAGUUGGGAGGAGAGUGACUAAUAACGGGAUCCAUAAGGAUCGGUUUCUCAUUCUCCCGGAGAGGCUUAAGAGCAAGAAUGCACCCAAAUAUUUUACUGGCAAAAACACUCUUUGGCGUUAUCUCGAAACUAAUUUCCCUGAUAUGGAUGUUAAUGCAUGUUUUGCAUCGUUUAGUUGGAAUAUCCCGGCUUUGUUUCAGCCUGCUAAUAAAGUUGAUGCUGCGUCUCUGUUUGAAGAGACAUCCAAAGAAGGAAAGAAUCAAGAUGAGGAUGUCGAGGAUGUAAAAAAAGAAGGAUCAACUUCGCGGUACAGCCAGAGGAAGAGAAAACCGGUGCAGAUACAGACUAAUGAACCUGUUGAAGAAAAGCCUAAAGCAACUCCGCGAGCUAGCAACAGGAAAAAGACAGUCAUAACAACUCCAGUCACCAAACAUAAGUCAUCUCGGGAAUCUUCCUUGAGACGCUUCACCAGACAGCAACAAGGUGAUGUGGUUGACUUGACGGAAGAAAACAAGGAAUCAGAUGCAAAUAAAGGCAGCAAGAGAAUGAAGAAACGCAGAGGUAACUAUGCAGACGAAGAAGAAGAAGCUUUGGUUCCUCAUAUUUAUGUUUCUCCUAUGAACGGUGUCCUUUCGGUCUCCCACCCUCCUGUGGAUAUAAACCCAGAAGAGUUUGACAGUUAUUUGAAUUCUCUAGAGAACCUUCUUCAGCAACAGCCUUCAGAAGCGGGACAGGAGUCUUCAUCAUCAUCUCUUCCCAUUAGUGCGAGCUCUCCAAUGAGAGAACACGAAUGGGCAGAAGCUCGGACAAAGCUUUCAUCGCUUCUGGAGAAGGAUUUCUCUUUUUUGUUCAUGUCUAAUGAAGCUGCGGAGAUGGCAAGCUUGGCAGCUAAACUGAGGAAAGAUCCAAGCCUUUCAGCUGGAGAAAUAGUGAGGUUGAAGCUUAUCGAAGAAAUUCCAACUUUCAGCGAAGUUUUUCAAGAGAACAAAAGCGUGAUAGAAGAAGCAGAUAGGUUCUUCUCCGCUCUCGAGCUUAACAAAUCGAAAGUCGCAUCUCUCAAGUACGAAUAUAGCGACUUAAAGGACAAGCUAGGCAAUAUCCAGAAGGAAGUCGAUACAAACACAGAGACAAUCCGUCAAAUUGACGAGCAAAUCGCUCAGCUUCAAGCUAGACGGACCGAGCUUACCCGUUGCAUUAGUAACAAAGAGAAAGAGAAGGUUGAUCUAAGCUAUGGUCAGAAAAUGGUAGCGAACUCAAUCCCUAAAGUGGUUCAAGAAGUUCAAGCAGCUAACUCGAAGAAACCCGAAUGGGAAAUGAAGAAAGAUAAUGCUCUUAAACGCGAAGCAGAGAUCCUCAAUAAAUUUGCCCCUCUCAAAGGAUUUUAUCUCUAAAACCAAUUAAAGUCAUGUUACAUUA
Arabidopsis arenosa is the source of this 1808-nucleotide messenger RNA. Lineage: Eukaryota; Viridiplantae; Streptophyta; Magnoliopsida; Brassicales; Brassicaceae. The record is from the annotation of a GenBank genome assembly.